CGAAGGGAUGGGGGAGGAGUUCGGACUCACUGUGCAAAUACAUAGAUACAUACUAAUCUAAAUUGAUGCCUCAUUGAAAAAAAAUCACAGGUGAAACAAGCAGCCAACAAUGGCUCACUCAAAGGCUCUGUUAGUGCUGGAAAACUUCAUAGGUGGCAAAUUUGUUCCUUGUUCCUCCUACAUAGACUCCUAUAAUCCGUCCACCGGAGAUGUCUAUUGCAGGGUUCCAGACAGUGGCAAAGAAGAGGUGGAAGCUGCUGUCAAAGCUGCCAAAGAAGCCUUCCCAAUUUGGUCCUCAAAAAGUCCAUUGGAAAGAUCUCAGAUACUGAACAAAUUGGCAGACCUGAUUGAACAUGACCUGGAAGCAUUUGCACAAGCAGAGUCAAAGGAUCAGGGAAAAACUAUUACGUUUGCCAGAACAGUGGACAUCCCUCGGGCCGUGCACAAUUUUCGAUUCUUUGCCUCUUCCAUCCUUCAUCAUGUCACAGAGUGCACCGAAAUGCCAACCAUGGGCUGUGUGCACUACACCUCCAGGGCACCUGUGGGAGUUGCUGGUUUAAUCAGUCCUUGGAAUUUGCCACUGUAUUUGUUGACCUGGAAAAUAGCUCCUGCCAUUGCAUGUGGAAAUACUGUGGUUGCCAAGCCAAGUGAGAUGACAUCUGUCACAGCCUGGAUGAUGUGCAAGCUCAUGGAGAAAGCAGGGGUGCCUCCUGGGGUGGUGAAUGUCGUGUUUGGAGCGGGUGCCAAGGCAGGGGAGGCCCUGGUGUGCCACCCCGACGUGCCUCUGAUCUCCUUCACGGGCAGCACGCUGACGGCCCAGCGCAUCACGGAGAAAAGCGCUCCGCACUGCAAGCGCCUCUCGCUGGAGCUGGGAGGCAAAAACCCCGCCAUCAUCUUCGAUGAUGCCGACCUGGGCCAGUGCAUCCCCACCACCGUGAGGUCCAGCUUUGCCAACCAGGGUGAGAUCUGUCUCUGCACCUCCAGGAUCUUUGUUCAGAGGGGAAUAUACAGUGAGUUUUUGAAGAGGUUUGUGGAAGAGACCAAGAAGUGGAAGACUGGGAAUCCCUCAGAUCCUACAAUAAAUGUGGGAGCACUAAUAAGUAAAGAGCAUCUAGAAAAGGUAAGGAACUAUGUGAAGAAAGCCCAGGCUGAAGGAGCCAGAGUCCUCUGCGGAGAGGGAGUGGAUCCUUUGGCCCUCCCACCUGGCAACCAGAAAGGCUAUUUCAUGUUGCCCACAGUUAUUGCUGAAGUCAAGGAUGAAUCCUGUUGCAUGCAAGAAGAGAUCUUUGGUCCUGUGACAUGUGUGGUACCAUUUGAUACAGAAGAAGAGGUGAUCAGAAGAGCCAACGGUGUGAAGUACGGCUUGGCAGCCACGGUGUGGUCCGGCAACGUGGGACGCGUUCACAGGGUGGCACACAGGCUGCAGUCUGGGUUGGUGUGGACCAACUGCUGGCUUGUGAGAGACCUGAACUUGCCAUUUGGUGGGAUGAAAGCCUCAGGCAUAGGCAGGGAGGGAGCAAAGGAUUCCUACGAGUUCUUCACUGAGGUCAAAACCAUCACAAUAAAGCACUGACGGAUGUCAACGGAAGUAUUUUAGAGUGAAAUAAAUGACAACAAUUUGAGCAAUUUGAAAAAUGGCUCCUUAGAACACAGACUGCUAGUGUGGCCAUUCCUUUCUUGGACUUUGGUCAAGUAAUAUUGAUGACAGCUGAAAAUUAUCAUCCCAAAUGCUAAUGUUAAAGUCAGUUUUCAUGUUGAAUGAGAAGAUCAGUGUGGACUCCACAGUCAACCCAUCCCAAGCCAGAUGACUUGCCUAUCUUACAGAUCCUAAGUAUUUUUGAUAUUUUUGAUAUUCCUGCCUCAAAAAUCUGUCCCUUUAAGGCAGAUUGGAGAAGGAGUAAUAUAUGUAAUAUACCAGUUGCUCUGGUUGGUGAAUUACCUUGAAGGACAAAGUAGCAAGCAUGUGGUGAGACUGAUACUGUAAAGAGGAAUCAGCUCAUUUCCACUCUAAACAGUGUGGUCUACACAUCUGCCCAUAUUGCACUUCACUGAUAGUGGCCAAGGGUUGAUACUACACUACACUGAAAGCCUGAGGAACUACCUUUAACCUACUGAGUGGUUUUAAACCAUGGGGUCAUUACAUUCUCUUGGUAUUCACAGAGAUAAUAAAUGUUUUAAUUAUAACCUUCUUUAUGGCAAAGAGCUGAAUCAUCCUAAUACCUGUUCUCUGACUAUUUUGAAAUUAAAGCCUCCUGUCACUUUGAGACCUCAGUGAUGGUGGUUUUUAAAUCCCUGCACAAAAAUAUGGCUGCAUCACAGACAGUGUCACUCUUCUUUAAUAAAACCUAGAAUUUAUUCCUGAGAGAACAAACUGUUGCAAAUGUCUGUCACCAAAAUAUAAAACCACUUCCAACUAUUCCUCAUUUAUUUGCAGAGAUUUUUUAAUUGGGUAUCUCACAAACUUUUUUGCUUUCAGAAAAAAGAGAAAUAGAGCUGGAUACACCUCCACAUCUCUGGAUCCUACCUGGUUGCAGGACAGACCUAGCAGUUGGGUUGGAACUGUGGGCAUUUGAUGGAUUUAUUUGGUACAAGAACCCCCAGUUUAAGGCAUGUUAAGGAAAUACAUUAAAAAUUAUAGGCUUAGUGAAUUGAUGUAUUCUGAAGAAGCAUGAACAUUUAAUU
Molecule: messenger RNA, 2682 nt
Organism: Ficedula albicollis (Collared flycatcher)
Lineage: Eukaryota; Metazoa; Chordata; Aves; Passeriformes; Muscicapidae
Gene: ALDH8A1
Product: aldehyde dehydrogenase 8 family member A1
Exons: 7
Coding region: 110-1573 (487 amino acids)
Biological process (GO): retinoic acid metabolic process
Molecular function (GO): retinal dehydrogenase (NAD+) activity
Source: RefSeq, a predicted model, not a curated record